Salarias fasciatus (jewelled blenny) is the source of this 3946-nucleotide messenger RNA. RefSeq names its product eukaryotic translation initiation factor 4E nuclear import factor 1 (gene eif4enif1). The transcript has 19 exons. Gene Ontology annotation, cellular component: cytoplasm; nucleus. Gene Ontology annotation, biological process: negative regulation of translation. The record is from RefSeq and is a predicted model, not a curated record. The coding region runs from base 352 to 3186 and encodes 944 amino acids. Gene Ontology annotation, molecular function: mRNA binding. Lineage: Eukaryota; Metazoa; Chordata; Actinopteri; Blenniiformes; Blenniidae.
AGGAAAAUUGCUGCUACGACUUAGAAAACAGAGAAAGCGGAGACGGUUAUUUACAGUUUCCGAGCGAUUCAGUUUGCAAUUGGGACCUGUGUUUUUGUAUCAAGUUACUUCACAACAGUACGUGUUUAGUGUAACCUCAACAACAAGCUAGCGGUUUAGGAUUUCGUGCUCGCUGGGUGGGCUUUAUCCCCAAUUCCCCGGCUAGUUAGUUAGCUAGCUGACGGAGCUAGGGGAGCUAGCUGGCUAACUAACGUGAAGUACCGCUUCUCGGCCUUUAGCGACCCGGAUUCUACACUGUUAAAUCUGAAUUCGCUGUUGGCCUUGGAGCAGUUUGUUCUGUCUUACUCAGUCAUGGAGAAAGAUGCCUAUGAAGAACAGAAGAAUGAAGAUGCUGCUGUGGAAGAGUCGAAAAAGCCAGCAGCCACAGCUCCUCACAGAUAUACGAAGGAGGAGCUGCUGGAAAUAAAGGAAUUGCCCAUAUCCAAUGAAAGACCUGAAUGUCUCUCUGAGAAAUAUGACAGUGAUGGCGUCUGGGAUCCUGAGAAAUGGCAUGCCUCGCUGUACCCUACUUCAGAGCGAAGCUCUCCUGUGGAUGGUUUUAAGAAGGACUAUGGGGAGGAUCGAGUUCCCCUCAAGCGAAGACUCCCAGAUCCCCGUGAACGUUUGAAGGAGGAUGAUCUGGACGUGAUACUGAGCCCUCAGCGACGUAGCUUUGGAGGUGGAUGUCAAGGCAAUGCUGUACCUGCACCCCACACUCGUCGCCCAGUCAGCCCCCUGGAAAAUAAGGAAAAUGAGACGAUCCGUCUCGGAGGGGCGCGCAGAAUCGGCAGUGGCCGCAUAAUGGCAGCCCGUGCAUUUGAGAGAGAAGCCCGUGCAGAAAAGGAGAGGGAUCGUGAGCGAGAUUUUAAGGACAAAAGAUUCAGGAGAGAUUUCGGUGACAAACGGGUCUUCAGUGAAAGAAGAAGGAAUGACUCCUAUGCAGAGGAGGAGCCAGAGUGGUUCUCUGGGGGGCCUACCAGCCAGUCUGAAACAAUUGAGCUCAUUGGAUUUGAUGACAAAAUCCUGGAGGAUGAUAAACGAAAAUCCAGGCGGUCCAGGAAGCGGACAGAAUCUUUAAAAGAAGCAGUGGAAUGUAAUGGUGGACAGGCUGAGGAGCAAGAAGUGAGUUUGCGGUCUUCAGCUGAUCAAGAAGUCCCCCACCCUGAUGUCUUGCCAGAACAGUCAACUGGAGACUUUGACUUUAAUGAGUUCUUUAAUCUUGAGAAGACCAUGCCAGGACUGGCCUCUAUGAUCGAGGAUGUCUUGGGAGAGGGCCCUGUAUCUGCCAGCCGCUUCAGCCAGUGGUUCUCAAGUAAUUUGAGCCCAUCAGGCAGUCGGUCUAGUAGUUUGAGGUCCACACCUCAUGAGGAGCUGGAAAAACUAGCAGGACUUGAGCCAUGCUGCACAUCCCCCAGCCAAGGUCCUGCCUCAUUCUUCACACCUAUUCAAUCAUCAGAAUGCAAGGAGAAGGUGGAUAUCCUGGAGCUGCUCCAUAAGGCCAAAGUAGACCUGAAGCCCCUCCUCUCAACUUUGUCAGUCAACAAGGCUCGGCUAAGGGAAAGCACCAACUCUGGGGUGGUGCUGUCACUGGAGGAGGUGGAGGGAGAAAUGAAGGCGAUGAAGCUUGGUUCUGAACCACAGGCACGAAAGGUGCCCCCUCCACAGAGGGGAAAUAGCACACCCUUCAUGGCCGAGCAUUUAGAGGAGGCUCUGACCGGUGGCUCGAGUGCCCGUCCACGCUCACGAGACACUGACAUGUCGGCCUUUAAUAAACUGGUCAGCAGCAUGAAGGCAAGUGGAACUCUGCCAGCUCACCCCAAAACCAGCACAAACAAUCAAACGUCAGACCCAGCUGUGGGCGCACUCUCUGAUGGCCCGGUACCUGCUCAGCAGCAGAAAAACAUAUUCCAGGAGCUGUUGGGAGUUCGGAGUGGGUCCCCGACGCAGCUCAGUAGCCUGCUGGGCAGCUCUGACCCCGCCACCACUGUCCCUCUACACAGUCUACUACACAAGGCACCUUCACCGCCGCUCUUUCCCCAGAGGGCACCGUCACCCGACUAUUUCAGUAGUCGGCUGCAACACUCUGCAGGUUUUCCUAUGGGUCCUCAGUCCAUGCUGCCAGAGCAGUUUGCUGAUGUGCACAGGUCCAUAAGUCCUGGAUCUGUAGCGCACCAACAGAUGAGAGCAUUGUCCAUGCCCAUCAGUCAGGCAGAACUGGAGGCUCUGGCAUUCCAGCAGGACCUUGCUCUACAUGCCCACCACUCGUUUCAGUCGGGCUACGGCAAGCAACAACAGGACAAGUCUUUUCGUAACCGGCAACAGCGAGUGAUUCGCUCCCCUGGGCCCGGUCCGCAGCCUGCUGGACGAAGCUCUCCAGGCAAUGCGGUCACUAGCAUGCUGUCUCCAUCAUUCACACCCACAGCUGUGAUCCGCAAAAUGUAUGCAACAAAAGAAAAGAGCAGGGAUGAGCCUUCAGGUCGUUCAGAGACUAAAGAGGAGUCAGCAGGACAUUCUCAAGAUGAAAGAAGCUCCCCAAAUCUGUAUAUGGAGGCGAUGGAUGGCAGUCUCGCCCAGCAGGGAGGGAUAAAGACUGGCCUACAGACUGUGCCAAGCAAGGACCAAGAGCGUCUCAGGCCUGGUUCCACCGGACAGCACGCGCCUACCGUGGGACCUCCAGGGCCAUCUUCGUCUUUCCCUCGUCCCAUCUACCCAGUGCCAAUGAUAUCCCAUGUACCGAUGGUGCGUCCUCCUCCCCCCCAGCUUCACCCCAGUGUGGUUCAACGAAUGCUGGCGCAGGGUAUCCAGCCCCAGCAGCUGGGACCUGCUCUUGUCCAAGCAGGCUUGCCUCCUGCCCUCCUUGGACAACCGCUGUACCCUGUAACAGGGCAUCCACUACUACCUCCCAGAUCAAAUACUCAGAUGCAGUUGGCAGUAAUGCAGCAGCAGCUUCAGCAGCAAAGGCAAAUGCAUCCCAAUGUCCAAGGCACUCAGAGCCAAGGUCCCCACCGGACAAAUGGCUCCCAGCGACACGGAGGCAGCCCCCCUCUUGGUCUCGCCAAGUGGUUUGGAUCAGAUGUGCUAGAGCAGCCGCUCCCUUCCAUGCCAGCCAAGGUCAUAAGUGUAGAUGAAUUGGAGUUCCGGCCAUAAGAAAACGCUGUGCUGGAUUUUUUUUUUUGUUUUGUUUUUUUUUCCCCCCCCUCCAUCUCCUCAUUACCAAGAAAAUGUGAACUUUUAAUUUGACAGUUCCCAGAACAGGACAUCUAGCCAUGCUUUGUCUUCAAACUUGAAGUCACUGCUUUUGAUGAGGCAAGUGAUGGAGAUUUGUUUGGCCAGCUGAGUGAAUUUUUUUUUCUUUUUUGUAUUGGACUCUGCACAGUAAAUGUAUAGGCUCGAUUGUACAGAACAUGGGAAAGAAUCUUCUCUGUAUAUAGCUUUGGUGGGUUUUUUUUUUUUAUUUUUUUGUUUUUCUUUGCAAGGGAAAGGUGAAACAAUCGUAGUUGAGCUGAUAAACAGCGAGAGACAAAGUCACUGAGUGCUGGUAGCAUUCCUUUUGUCAUGUCCACCUUAAUUUCCCCCCCCUCCCCCCCCUGACAACUCUAGAGAAGGGCCACCGCUAAUGAGAAAUGUUGGAUUAAUGAGGAUCUUUAGUGCACCGUGCACAUCUUCGUUAAUGGAAUGGCUAGUGACCCUUUUCUGUUGACAUGAAGCAUUUCAAGACGCCUCCAGGGGGAUGCAGCAACCUGGCUGUGCCUUUUUUGUUUUUCUUUUGACUGUAUCCUUACCAAUCCUACUUGUCACGAAGAGGGCAGCACUGCUCACGUUUAAGGGUGGUUGGGAUUCAGUUUGUGUGCUAUUAAGUUAUAAAAAGCACAACUAGAAUUAAUAAAUAAAAAUCUUCAGUAAAACA